Molecule: messenger RNA, 1904 nt
Organism: Ceutorhynchus assimilis (cabbage seed weevil)
Lineage: Eukaryota; Metazoa; Arthropoda; Insecta; Coleoptera; Curculionidae
Source: the annotation of a GenBank genome assembly
UAAUGCUACGACCUCUAGUGCUGACGACUUCUUAAUGACGUCGGAUAUGGUGACACACGAAUAUGGCGGCGAUUACCAAAAACUAGGCCGAUAAGCAAUGUUUCGUAGUGUGUAUCAUCCUUGGUUGGAUUGCCUUAUGAACGUUUUCUUUUCACCCGAACAGUUCAGCUAGAACAGUAAUUGCACAGAUUUCUCACCCUAGGACAGGCAUUUAUGAAAGCGCUACCUGCUUAUCUCACGACGUACCGUAACCUCAAAUUUCAACAUCCAAAUCAGGAUUUUAAUUACCAAAGUUCUUAUCUUGAAUUUUUAAAUUUAAAUUAAAAAUAUAAUUAUAAUUAGUACAUAUUUAAUUUAAUUAGUUUGAUGUGAACGUUCUGGCAUCCAGUUUAUCUUCCUUCAGUGUCCAGUGAUAUUGUAACGUAGCCAUGUUAUUAACAAAAGCAUCGAACCCUAGCAUAAGAUUAUUGUUAAAAAGGACUUUUCAUAAUAAAAAUGGAAAAUUGUUACAAAGGGAGAGGCGUGGGGAGAAUCCCAUAACUAGAACUGGUAGAAUUUUAUUAAACGAUCUUAAAACUGGUUAUAAAAUAAUAACAAACCCUGGCAAAAUAACUAAAAGAUUUCCUAGUGAAACGGAUAUUGUUGUGAUAGGAGGUGGUGCAAUAGGAAGUUCCAUAGCUUAUUGGCUCAAAGAGAAAUCCAAUGUAGACUCUUUUGAUGUGGUUGUAGUUGAGAAGGAUACAUCCUAUAGCAAAAGUUCAACAUGUUUAUCAGUAGGCGGUUUACGGCAGCAAUUUUCUCUAUCGGAAAAUAUACAGAUGUCACUUUUUGGACACGAGUUCAUAAGAACUUUAAAAACUCGAUUUGGACCUCACGCAGAUGUAGCUUUCACUCCACACGGAUACCUGGUUUUGGCAAGUGAACAUGGGGCUGACCAAUUAUUGGAAAACGCCCAAUUGCAAAAAGACUUGGGAGCCAUUAAUGUUGUUUUAGAGAAACAUCAAAUCAAAGAAAGGUUUCCAUGGAUGAAUGUCGAUGAUGUGGCGCUGGGAUGUCUUGGCUUGGAGAAGGAGGGUUGGUUCGAUCCGUGGUCGUUAUUAAAACUGCUCCAGACUGGUUCUGAAAAAAAAGGCGCCCAGUAUAUUAAUGGAGAAGUUGUAGGUUUCGAAUUUCGAGAUGUUGAUAUGAAUAUAGAGGGAGUCCAAAAAUACAACACUGCAGACCAGCCUUCAGCAGUGGUGGUAAAAAUGCCAGACGGUGAGCUUAAAACAAUCCGUUUCUCGUUAUGUGUAAUAGCAGCUGGUGCUGAAUCUGGUAAAGUAGCUGAGAAGCUUAGAAUAGGAACAGGACAAGGAAUUUUAUCAGUACCACUACCAGUAGAAAGAAGGAAACGAUACGUUUUUGUUUUUGACUGUGAAAAAAAUGCACCUGGUCUCAAUACACCCAUGACCAUUGAUUACUCAGGGGCCUAUUUUAGAAGAGACGGUUUAGGUGGAAAGUUCAUAUGCGGAUUGUCACCUGAUGCAGAGAAUGAACCUGACACAAAAGAUUUAGAAGUAAAUUAUGAAUUUUUCGACCAGCACGUGUGGCCUCUUUUGGCACGUAGGGUUGACGCUUUCAAUGCAGUUAAGGUGAAAGGCGCCUGGGGUGGUUUCUAUGAAUACAACAGUUUUGAUGAAAACGGAAUCAUCGGGCCCCAUCCGGCAUUCACAAAUGUUUAUAUUGCCACUGGAUUUAGUGGUCAUGGUAUACAACAGUCUCCAGCCAUCGGUAGGGCUGUUUCUGAACUUAUAUUGGACGGAAAUUUUCAAAGUAUAGAUUUAACUAGAUUAGGAUUUGAUAGGAUGUUAUUAAUGAAACCUUUACUAGAGGCUGGCAUAAUAUAAUAGUUUUAAAUAACUGAA